Messenger RNA from Lineus longissimus, 2795 nucleotides. RefSeq lists its product as uncharacterized. Gene Ontology annotation, molecular function: G protein-coupled receptor activity. Bases 426 to 1478 code for a protein of 350 amino acids. Lineage: Eukaryota; Metazoa; Nemertea; Pilidiophora; Heteronemertea; Lineidae. Gene Ontology annotation, cellular component: plasma membrane. The transcript has a single exon. The record is from RefSeq and is a predicted model, not a curated record. Gene Ontology annotation, biological process: G protein-coupled receptor signaling pathway.
UUGAUAUUUUACUCAUUUAACAUUUGUGUCGUGACGUCUGGACGCCGAACAUGCUGGUUGGUGAUGUCAAAGUUCCUCUACGUUUUUUCCUACGAAUACACAAGCUAGACUGCUAGUUUUAAAGAUGACCAACUUUCACCAAGGCGGUGGCUGCUUCGUCCGAUUCAGAGCUCUCACAGGACUCUUCUCUGUGUAUCAACUACAUGUACUUUAUGCCUUGUCAUUCCACAAUAAGCGAUACUCUCCAGCAAGAGACCAUCGUUAUCAUUGCAAAUUCGUUGAAGUCUAAAGUGGGAAGUCUGCUGAAUUUUACUGUCAAAUCGAGAUCAUGUAUUUACUCGUACCAGGAGCAUUAACGUAUAUCUCGCAUUAAAACCUAUUUGGUACAACUGCCCGCUAGAUCUGGAGUUUUAUACUUGAAAUCGAUGUUGGACCUUGCCAUCAGACAGGACAGGAUGAUGACUUUCAGCAACCAAAAUGGCUCAAUCUUGGAGGUAGCGGAGUUCACUUCAAGAGCCCCUAUUUUCGAGGAUGAAAAUCGAUUCGAAUUACUCCGCGAUAUCGUCCGCAUCUUCGGAAUCUACGUCACAAUGGUGGUGCUUGCCUCGGGGAUCUUCGGUAAUCUUCUUUCAAUUAUUGUUUUCAUUCGGCUCCGGAAAAAAGACGCUGUGACAGCGACCUAUCUUACGCCCAUCGCCGUGUACGAUUUGACUAAUAUUUGCAUCGGAACGGCCAACUGGGUAGUUCAGGCUCUUCCUGCUUUUUCCGGGGGGACUAUCGUUAUCGCGGAAGCAGUUUCUGACAUCCAUUGCAAGAUUCGUGUGUAUAUCGCCACGUCAUCUGGCUUGAUGUCAACCUGGACUCUAGUUGCAUUCUGCGCUGAGAGAUGUAUUGCAAUAUGGCUGCCCUUGAAAGUAGCAUCCCUGGUGACCUCAACCCGGAGAAACGUGGUCCUUUUCCUUAUUAUUCUCGCGUCAUUGAUCCUGAGCUAUUCAGUCAUACCAGUUUUUCAGAAAUUCGGCGCAAUAUGCAUCCCAAUGCCGAAGACGAUUUCGCAUACAGUAUUUCAUGCAUUGACCGAUUCCGGGUUUUACACGUCCUUCCCUAUCAUGGCCCUCUGUAUCCUCAACGCGAUUCUGAUAUGUGGUUUAUCCAGGGAAGAAAAAUCACUCCAAAAAGACAGGGGCGCAAAGACGAAAACCAAUGAAGGAAAAAUAGUGCGAAAUCUCGUCCUUAUCUCGUGUGUAUGUAUCGCAACCAUGACGCCAUUUUGUGUCCUCGGGAUUAUACAGACGAUCCGGAUGAAAAUAGGUUGGGGCGACGCCAGCAAGGAGUACAUCGAUUUCUUCACCAUGUUGGUUAAGUUGGCCUUUCUCUUUUCUUACACAAAUUUCAGCGCUAAUUUUUUUAUUUAUGUGUCUUCGCUUGACUUCUACAGGUCGGAAUGCAAAAAGUUGUUUCGCUGCUUCUGGACUUAAAUGCAAAGUACUUAAAAAAGAAAAAGUGUCGCAAACAGAGUUGCUCCUGAACCAGAUAGUCACAAUCAUUUCAACUGCGCUAGGGGGACGUAACAGUAUUUCAUCUCUGAAGAAAUGAUUUUAGUUCAAGAAUUGUCUCCUAGGUACAUGUAGUAGGACUGAAGAACGCGGGUUCGGCUGACUAGGAGUCAAAUAGAUGUACUAAACACUAACACUGAACUAAACUAACACUUCAACAAUCCAUAGGUACCUGUGGAGUGGUUGCUUCAAGCCCCCACGAGUGUCUAAUGAACUGAUAGAUGUCAGCAGUUAUGCUCACCGGUGUAACAUCUGUGGUUGUUUCCCAUGUGUCAGUGUUUCCAAACAAUAGGCAGCUAGAGAGACCAUGACUUUUCAAUAGGGGGGAUACACAGAAAAACUUGUCAAUCUAUCUUUUAGCGUUCCCAAACAAUGAGGGGAAACACUCAAAAAUAGAAACACUCAAAAACAUUACACCGGCACAGUGCCCAUCACUGACAGGUCGUCAUUCUAUCACUUCAAGCUCGAAAACGGAGACAGAUACUGGCUAUAAGUGACUAGACCCCGAGGCAGUCGUCGGUCGCCCUUAAGGAAAUAUUGGCAAGAGCGAGGCCGACCCACUGCGUCCGGAGUGUGUGAGCGGCGACAGGAUUGAACCUCCGAAAGAUGAAAUGACUAGAUAACCAGCAGGUAGAGGUCGGUUGUUCUCUCACCAAGGCUGUAGUCACCAAUGCCUAAUAAUCGUACUUCAUGCAUCAUCAAAAAGGCCGCGCUAUCGAGCGAUUUCAGUUGCUGCGAGCUAGGACGGAAUCUUGAUAACUUGUCUGUCGCAGGUCGCAGCGAAUUAAAGUGCUCGUUGGCAGUGCAUCCAACUUUUCUUAUCAAGUAGUUCUAUCAGUCAUUACUAUAUGAUCACGGUCUUCUAUAUACGCUACCAUGUUAAUUCAUUGCCUAAGAAACAGAGACCCUUGUAUUCCCAUGAAUCCCCACCGUGAACUCUGGUACCUUUCUAGAUGGCACCAUUUGUGUUUUCCAUGGUAUUGCUUUAAGAUCUUUGCUUUGUCAAGCCGCAUAAGCAGAGAUAUGGUGCUUGAAUAAGUCCAUAGCAGGCCUAGUAUAUCAAGAUCCGAAAGUAAGCAUAUGUUGAAACUAUCAGAUUUAGGUAUGCCAAGGAAGACUAAAAAAUCAACCAAAAAUGUGCCAGAUGCAAUGGUUUUGUUCGAGGGCUGGGGUUUGUAAUGACAGAAACUAUACAACUGCUACAUCGGACUGACGGGCGGGAGUGACCCGUGCCCUGAU